Molecule: messenger RNA, 516 nt
Organism: Annulohypoxylon truncatum
Lineage: Eukaryota; Fungi; Ascomycota; Sordariomycetes; Xylariales; Hypoxylaceae
Product: translationally-controlled tumor protein
Exons: 5
Coding region: 1-516 (171 amino acids)
Cellular component (GO): cytoplasm
Molecular function (GO): calcium ion binding
Source: RefSeq, a predicted model, not a curated record
AUGAUUAUUUUCAGAGAUGCUCUUACUGAGUCGAAGGACGAGCUCCUGUCCGACUCCUUCAAGUUGAAGGAGGUCGAUGGGAUCGCCUACGAAGCCGACUGUGCUAUGAUUGAAAUCGGCGCCGUCGAUGUUGACACUGGUGCCAAUGCCUCGGCCGAGGAGGCUGACGAGGGUAUCGACGAUUCCGCUCAGAAGGUCAACAACAUCAUCCAUUCCUUCCGUCUUCAGCCUACCAGCUUCGACAAGGCCUCAUACUUGUCUUAUCUCAAGGGUUACAUGAAGAGACUCGCCAAGCACCUGAAGGACAGUGGCAAAUCCGAGGAGGAGAUCAAGGAUUUCCAGACCAAGGCUCAGGGUUUCGCCAAGAAGAUCGUUAGCAACUUCAAGGACUACGAGUUUUACACUGGUGAGAGCAUGGAUGUUGACGGAAUGGUUGUCCUCCUGAACUACCGCGAGGAUGGUGUCACCCCCUAUGUCACUAUCUGGAAGCACGGUCUGGAUGAGAUGAAGGUCUAA